CUACACCCACCACUAAGUUACACUGGCAAUUGAUUACUGCGCACACUUGCACUGAGGCGACCGAGCACGGGGCAGGUGGAUUUACAGGACUCAGCGAUACCAAAGCAGCCCACAGGCCGAACAAUAUGGGAAACACGGACUCCAAGUUGAACUUUCGCAAGGCGAUUGUGCAGCUGACGCAGAAGAACCAGAAAAUCGACCCCAGCGACGAGCAGUUCUGGGAGCAGUUCUGGCAGGGUCACCAGACGACGCUGGAGGAUGUGUUCGCGCUGGUCACCUCGAGCGAGAUUCGCCAGAUACGGAACGAGAAUCCAGCCAACCUGGCCACCUUAUGCUACAAGGCGGUAGAGAAGCUUGCCCAGGCGGUGGACAGCAGUUGUCGCACGCAGGCGGAGCAGCAGUGCGUUCUGAACUGCGUGCGGCUGCUGGUCCGGUGUCUGCCCUACAUUUUCGAGGAUGAAAAGUGGCGCGAUUUCUUCUGGAGCAGCCUGCCGUCGCAGGACAAGACCAUGCCGUUGGCUCAGUCACUGCUCAAUGCCACCUGCGACCUGCUCUUCUGUCCCGACUUCACGGUUACGGCCACGCGGCGUACGGGCCCCGAGAAGGCCGAGGAGCUGGCGAACAUCGAUAGCUGCGAGUAUAUUUGGGAGGCGGGCGUGGGUUUCGCCCAGUCACCGCCCCACAACGCCCACAUGGAGCGCAGGCGCACGGAGUUGCUGAAGCUAUUACUCACCUGCUUCUCGGAGCCCAUGUACCGAUCGCCGCAGCAGUCCGAGGAGCCCAACAAGUGGAUAGCAUACUUCACCUCCGCCGACAAUCGACAUGCCCUGCCCUUGUUCACCUCGUUUCUGAACACCGUGUGCUCCUACGAUCCGGUCGGCUUCGGUGUGCCCUACAAUCACCUGCUGUUUGCAGACACUACGGAGCCCCUGGUGGAAGCGUGCCUUCAACUGCUCAUUGUCACCUUGGAUCACGAUAUGGUGGUGCAGCAGCAACUCACACAACCCGGACAGGCGUCCUACGACGAGGGCAAUUGCGGCGACAACUUGUUCAUCAACUAUCUGUCGAGGGUUCACCGCGAUGAGGACUUUCACUUUGUGCUCAAGGGCAUAACCAGGCUGCUGAACAACCCACUGGUACAGAACUAUUUGCCCAAUUCCACAAAGCGACUACAUUGCCACCAGGAGCUGCUUAUUUUGUUUUGGAAAAUAUGCGACUACAACAAAAAGUUUCUGUAUUUUGUGCUAAAGAGCUCCGAUGUUCUGGACAUCCUGAUUCCCAUUCUGUAUCACCUAAACUACUCCCGAGCGGAUCAAUCUCGAGUGGGGUUGAUGCAUAUUGGAGUAUUCAUACUGUUGCUCCUAUCGGGUGAGAGAAACUUUGGGGUUCGCCUUAACAAAGCAUACUCCGCCACGGUGCCCAUGGAUAUACCUGUGUUUACUGGAACCCAUGCGGACUUACUCAUCACUGUGUUCCACAAAAUAAUAGCCACUGGCCAUCAGAGGCUGCAGCCGCUUUUCGAUUGUCUGCUGACCAUUCUGGUCAAUGUCUCACCAUAUCUGAAAACCCUCUCAAUGGUGGCUAGUGUGAAGAUGUUGCAUCUCUUGGAGGCCUUCAGCACACCCUGGUUUCUGCUAUCGGCACCCAGCAAUCAUCAUUUGGUGUUUUUCCUGCUGGAGAUCUUCAAUAACAUUAUACAGUAUCAGUUCGAUGGCAACUCGAAUCUAGUCUACACCAUUAUUCGAAAGCGUCAUGUGUUCCAUGCCAUGGCAAAUCUCCCGACCGAUAUGGCUGGCAUAGCAAAGUGCCUGAGUGGCCGUAAAACAGGUGGAAAGUUCAACCUGCCGCGGGUACCGCAGCGGAGAACGCCAGCUGUGUCCCAGGAACUGCCCUCGGCCCAUGUGCCAGAAGAGUACAACGAAGAAGACGAGGAUGAGGACGAGGAGGAGACAAUUAAUGAAGAGCCCAAAGCGGAGGAGGAUCUCGAAUCGGAGACAGAGUCUCAUGAGCGAUCUCAGGCGGGGGAAUUGCAGACGGACAUUCUCACGGCGCAGCCAGCAGAGCCAGGAACACUGAAAACCUCCUUGUUGGACACCCCAGGCAUUACUCAGAUGACGGAGCGGGAGCAGGCGCAUCCAAAUGACAAGCCACAGGUGGAGGAUUCUACGGACAUUGUGUCCUACGACAGAUCAGCCACUUCGACGCCAACUGACGAACGCAAGUCCACCUCACCUACGGAAUUGUCCCGCUUGUCGGUGGCCCAUAGGGCCAGCAUUCGCAUGGUGCCAGGCGAGAGCGAUCGUUGGACGCCCACUCCCGAGUGGAUCGUCUCCUGGCGCUCCAAGCUGCCGCUUCAGACCAUUAUGCGACUACUUCAGGUCCUAGUGCCCCAGGUGGAGAAGAUCUGCAUUGACAAAGGACUGACCGACGAGUCGGAGAUCCUAAAGUUUCUGCAGCACGGAACGUUAGUGGGACUGCUCCCAGUCCCGCAUCCCAUUCUCAUCCGAAAGUACCAGGCCAAUGCGGGCACAACGGCCUGGUUCCGCACCUACAUCUGGGGUGUCAUCUAUCUGCGCAACGUGGAGCCCGCCAUCUGGUACGAUACGGAGGUCAAGCUCUUCGAGAUUCAGCGCGUCUAGGUCUGUAAGUGGACACCCAGCUACACCAGCAGCGCAAUCGUAGCUUACACGCUUUGGCAUUUACUGUAGUUAAUUUAUUUAGUACAUAUUUCAUUCCAAAUGUCUUUGUGAAGAAUCAGUGUGUAAUGAACUACCUUUCCCACAAUUUUGCUUAUCGGCAACAGAAAAAUGAGGCUUAUCAGUUACGAUGUGGCAAUGAGUUCCAUUCAACAGAUUUGUUAUCGGCUUUUAGCAUUGAUAUUUAGUUAUUUUUUCUAUUUUAGUUAAUGACUAAAUUAUUAAAUAACUCAUGUUUUUGUAAUCUGUGGCAGAAAAUGUUCCUUGUGCCGUAUAUUUUAUUGCUUGGCUUUAUUUAUUUUAUAUUUUAAUAAUUUAACAUUUUCCUGUGCCUACCAAUAAUAAAUUACUUUCACUCAGCCACUCUACAAACGAUUCGCUUUAUCCAAACAAUUUUGUAGCUGCUCUCCUAUUGACACCAUAAAAAGCUUUACGUUCUCUUUUAAUAAUUAGGAAACUUUAGUUGAGUCCAAUGAACUGCUUCUUAAACUUAAUUAAAUAUAGACAUUAAUGAUAGAGUUGAGAAAGUGUAUUAAUUUACUGUCUACGUGUGUUUAUAAACUAUAUACACAAACUAAACAUAUGACACCUAUACAAGUCAGUUUAUAUAAAUCAUAUAUGAAAUAUAGAGCAGAACCCAAGAUAAGUAAUAAAUAAUAAAUUAAUUUCAUAAAUCGAA
Molecule: messenger RNA, 3375 nt
Organism: Drosophila sechellia
Lineage: Eukaryota; Metazoa; Arthropoda; Insecta; Diptera; Drosophilidae
Product: protein HID1
Exons: 3
Coding region: 126-2639 (837 amino acids)
Cellular component (GO): Golgi trans cisterna; membrane; Golgi medial cisterna
Source: RefSeq, a predicted model, not a curated record